Messenger RNA from Rhineura floridana, 12070 nucleotides. RefSeq names its product reversion inducing cysteine rich protein with kazal motifs (gene RECK). Bases 183 to 3089 code for a protein of 968 amino acids. Lineage: Eukaryota; Metazoa; Chordata; Lepidosauria; Squamata; Rhineuridae. Gene Ontology annotation, molecular function: metalloendopeptidase inhibitor activity; protein binding. The transcript is spliced from 21 exons. The record is from RefSeq and is a predicted model, not a curated record. Gene Ontology annotation, cellular component: plasma membrane. Gene Ontology annotation, biological process: blood vessel maturation; extracellular matrix organization; sprouting angiogenesis.
CGGGGUGGGGGGGGAGAUGACGCCGCCUUGCCGCCGCCGGCCUCCCGUUCCUUUUUGGUCAGGGCUCUCGUGCCGCCCCUCCCCUGCCCGCCUCCCUCUAUCUUCCCCACAGAGCCAGAGAAAAGGGCGGGGCCCCAUUAGCCAAGGAAGAGGCGGCGGCGGAGGUUGCCGGAGACCGGGCUAUGGCGACGCUAACUGUCCCUCUGCAGCAGGGGACUGGCGGGACCCUGUUGACCCUUGCAACGGUCCCCGCGCUUCUGCUGUUGCUGCCGGGCGUGGCGGGGGCAUCAUGUUGUUAUCUUGCAAAGGAUAACUUAAUGUGUCGUGAUGUUUGUGAACAGAUUUUGACAUCUAAGAGUGAUUCUCAUUUGAAACACCUGUUACAACGUGCACCUGAAUAUUGUCCAGAAUCAAUGGGAGAAGUUUGGGACUGUAUAAAUUCUUCUUUGCCAGGUGUUUUGAGGAAAUCUGAUGGCUGGGUUGGUUUAGGUUGCUGUGAAUUAGCUAUUGUUGUAGAAUGUCGACAAGCAUGUAAACAGGCAUCUUCAAAAAAUGAUAUUUUGAAAAUUUGCAGGAAAGAAUAUGAGAAUGCACUUUUUAGUUGCAUUAACAGAAAUGAAAUGGGAUCAGUUUGUUGCAGUUAUGCUGGUCAUCACACAAACUGCCGGGAGUAUUGCCAAGCAAUCUUUCGAACAGAUUCUUCUCCGGGCCCUUCCCAAAUCAAAGCUGUUGAAAGUUACUGUGCCUCUGUAAGCCCACCAUUAAUUCAUUGUGUGAAUAACUACACACAGUCCUAUCCAAUGAGAAAUUCAACAGAUAGUUUAUACUGCUGUGAUAGAGCAGAAGAUUAUGCCUGCCAAACAGCUUGUAAAAGGAUUCUGAUGUCAAUGAAAACAGAACUUGAAAUUGUGGAUGGACUUAUUGAAAGCUGUAAAACAAUGCCUCUGCCACAGGAUCCUCUAUGGCAAUGCUUCCUUGAGAGCUCAAGAACUGUUCAUCCUGGAGUCACUCUGCACCCUCCACCUUCAACAGGCGUGGAUGGUGCUAAAUUACACUGCUGUUCCAAAGCAAAUACUUCCACAUGUAGAGAUUUAUGCACUAAACUUUAUAGCAGCAGCUGGGGCAAUACACAGAGCUGGCAAGAAUUUGAUCGCUUUUGUGAGUAUAACCCAGUUGAAGUUUCCAUGUUGACCUGUUUAGCAGAUGUACGUGAACCUUGUCAGCUGGGCUGUAGAAAUCUUACUUACUGCACUAAUUUUAAUAACAGGCCAACUGAACUCUUCAGGAGCUGCAAUGCCCAAUCAGACCAAGGAGCCAUGAAUGAUAUGAAACUUUGGGAGAAAGGGAGUAUUAAGAUGCCAUUUAUAAAUAUUCCUGUUCUUGAUAUUAAAAAAUGCCAGCCUGAAACGUGGAAGGCAAUUGCUUGUUCACUGCAGAUUAAACCAUGUCACAGUAAAUCUAGAGGAAGCAUUAUUUGCAAAUCAGAUUGUGUGGAAAUUCUCAAGAAAUGUGGAGAUUUAAGCAAAUUUCCUGAGGGACACAUGGCUGAAAGCAUUUGCGAACUUUUAUCUCCAACAGACGACUUGCAGACUUGCAUACCUUUAGAUACAUAUCUUCGUCCAAGCACUUUAGGGAACAUUGUGGAGGAUGUCACACACCCCUGUAAUCCAAAUCCUUGUGCUGCCAAUCAGUUGUGUGAAGUAAAUAGAAAAGGGUGCCAGGCUGGGGAACCCUGCCUUCCGUAUUUCUGCACACAGGGCUGCAAGUUGGGUGAAGCUUCUGAUUUUAUUGUCCGCCAAGGUACAUUCAUCCAGGUUCCAUCCUCUGGAGGAGACGUUGGUUGCUAUAAAAUUUGCACAUGUGGCCAAAGUGGACUGCUAGAAAAUUGUAUGGAACUGCAUUGUGUUGACCUCCAAAAGUCAUGUGUUGUUGGAGAGCAAAUAAAAAGCCAUGGAACAACAUUCAAUAUAGAUUGCAAUAUCUGUUCUUGUUUUGCUGGGAAUCUGAUAUGCUCCACUCGUCAGUGUCUAAAUGAAUACAGCUCAGAUGAUGAGCGGAUUACAGGUCUGCCAUGUAACUGUAAGGAUGAGUUUGUCCCAGUGUGUGGGCAGAAUGGCCGUACCUAUCCAAGUGUAUGUAUAGCACGUUGUGUUGAGCUUCAGGACAAUCAGUUUGAAUUUGGAUCCUGCAUAACCAAGGAUCCUUGCAACCCAAAUCCCUGCCUAAAAAAUCAGAGAUGUGUACCAAAACUACAGGUCUGCUUAACCAGUUUUGAGACAUUUGGAUGUAAUCAAUAUGAAUGUGUGUCCAGACAAUUCAGUUGUGGUGACCAGUUGCGAGAUCCUGUUUGUGACACAGACAAUAUAGAAUAUAGCAAUCUGUGUGCUCUGCACCAAAAGGGAAAGAGUAUAUCAUACAAAGGUCCAUGCCAGUCAUUUUGCAAAUCAGUAGAUUUGGUAUGUGGCCAUAAUGGUGAAACCUACAGCAAUGUAUGUGCUGCCUAUUCUGAUCGUGUGGCUGUAGAUUACCGUGGAUCUUGUCAAGCUGUAGGUGUCCUUUCUGACAACAAUUACCAAAGAGAAUGUGCAUCUGUCACAUGUCCUCAUCUUGCAGCAACUGGAUACAAGCCAGUUAUUCCUCCAGGAGCUUGCUGCUCUCUGUAUGCUGGAAUAUUGAGGGUCUUGUAUGAUAAAGAAAAGCUGGAUACCUUUGCCAGGAUAACCAACAAAAGGCCAAUCACUGUACUUGAAAUACUUCAAAAAAUCCGCCUCCAUGUUUCUGUCCCACAGUGUGAUGUGUUUGGGUACUUCAGCAUAGAAUCUGAAAUUGUGAUCCUUAUCAUACCUGUUGAUCAAAAUCCCAAGCCUCUUCAGAUUGAAGCCUGCAAUAAAGAAGCAGAAAAGAUAGAAUCACUGAUUAACUCGGACAGUCCUGCUCUAGCAUCCCAUGUGCCACUUUCAGCACUUAUAGCAGCCCAGGUGGAAGUUUCAACCAAGAUGUCAUCUUCUUGUAGUCAGGUUAUGCCAUCACAGCAAAUACUGUUCUGGAGCCUUGUGCUUACUUUCUCAGCCACAAUAUGUAAUACAUAGUGGCAAUGAAAAGCAUAAUUGUUCAAGUGAGAUCUUGUAUUUGAUUUGCGAAAGACAUUCAGAACUUAUAAUGUAUUAAAUAAUGUAACAUAUGUUUAUACCUGAGAGCAAACUAUAUCACCAAAGUGAUUACUCCACCCAAUGCUAGCAACAGUGUACAAUUUACUCUGGAGACUGGUCCAUCCCCACCCCACUCCCAAAGUUGAAGGCAGUAUAUUAAAGCCAUCGAUAUGCCUGUUGCACACUCAUUUUUUUCCCAUCUUCUGUCAUCUUUGGUCAAACAGGUUGGGAGGUUUUUGGAACUGCUUCAGAAAUUAGCAAAACUUGCUGACUGAACAUGGUAGCAAGAGAAAAGAAAUUAACAUAUAGACAAUUAUAGGACUAGUAUACAACUUUUGACUCCCCAAAGGAAAAAGUGUCCUCUUUCUGGAGCCUUAAACUGCAGCCCAACAUGAGUCAGUAGGAUUUAAGCAGCUUUGCUGUGCAUGGUUAUUGGGAAAUAGGUUACACUAAGGUCAGUGGUGCUUACAAUUUAGUGCCCAUCGGUUUUCCCCAGGUAGCAUGUGUUGAAGGAAAAACUUUCCAGACCAAAGACUGUGCUCUAAAGGACAGAGGUUUAUUGGUCAAUAAUACAGAUAUGCCAGUGGUGCCAGUGGGAGAGGAAGUUCUCUCGAACUUCACUCUGCCGAUCAAAUGAAAUGCAUAGCUUUUAUAAUAAUUGAUAUGUCAUACAUACAUUGCACCUUAUGACCCCCUUGUGCCAAUCCACACCCUGGUAUCCUCCCCUAAGGGCAGGCUUUGGCCUACGCAUCUUAAACUAUUUUCAUCUAUACCAAGAAAAGAGGAAGGUCUUCUACGCCGUUCUGACCCAUGUUUCGACAUCUCAUAAGAUACAGGACAAGGCAAACAAAAACAGCUCAGGAUAAACUUCAAACCUUGACUCAAUAUAUAAUUAACGUAUAUAGCUUCUCCUAAGAAAACAUUCUUGUGUAUCAGUUCCUCUUUUUACUACCGUGUUACCCUGCCAAUGGACUCAGGAAACAUGCUAACCACAAACCACAGCCUCUUCUCACAAACUGUUAGGAGAGUAUCUAAAUGCAUAUUCUUCCCCUUUUAUAAGCAACACUUCAAACAAUAUAUUUUAACAACCCCUGCAAACCAUAUAAACUCAAGAGAUGACUUUUUUGAGAGUAUAAAAAUCAGAAUUUCUUCCACACAUGCCAUCACGUGGGUAAUAGCGCCAUCUAGCGUCCAAAGGCAAGAAUGUAUUGAAGUCAAGACCUGGGACAUCAAGCCCCUCCCACUCCUUCGUCUGAGGCUGUUAUCUUCUAAACUAGUGUAGAGUAGUGUUUUUAUUCUAAGUGUGUGUGAAAGUGUGUGUGUGAGACUUGUUGGGACUGGGGUUUUGAGUUUUUGUUUCCCCUCCCUUUUUUUACUCUGGGGGUGCUUGUUUUUGUCAAUUGUUCCCCCCCCCAUUUUUCCUCACUCUGUUCUCUCAGGGACAGAGGAGACUGCUACUGCCAUCUCUGCUUUUGCAGCAGCGAGGCUGUCAAUUGUUUUUCCCUAUUUUUGCUCACUUUGUUCCCUUUGUUUUUCAGCAGUGGAGCUCCCCUUCUGUCCUGGGGCGAGUCAGAUACUCGUGGCGGCAGUUUCAACCCCCCCAGCACUGUGGUUCACUACUGCGGCUGCUUGGAGCCUCCUGGCUCGGGAGUAGAGCUCGUGGAGGUGGCUCUCUCUCUGCAGCUUCCAGCCGCUUGGGGCUUGCAGGCUUGGCAGUAGAGCUCACGGAGGCGGCUCUGUUUUUGGAGGCAGCUCUCUCCGCAGCAGCUACUUUCUUCGCGGCUCGCUACUGUGGCCACUCAGAGCUUGCCGGCUCCGGAGUACAGCUCGCGGGUGCGGUUCUUUUUCUGCUUUUUUUUCCGCAGUGGCGGCCGUCAGGAGCUCGCCAGCUGCUGAGACAGAGCUUGCAGAGGUGGCUCUCUUAGGAGCUCGUGGCAGUGGCUCCCUUUCUUUUUGGCUGGGUAGUUGGAGGUUGCUGCUCCCCCUCCCAGGCAGUUUCCUUUUACCUGUGACAGCCCCAGUGCUCCUUGUGGGGCAGAGCACUGACUCUCUAGGCGGGCGCCAUUUUCUUUUGGAAUUUCCCACCUUUUUUCAGCGGCAUUCUAGGCAGGCUCCAUUUUGUUUAUCUUUCUCCUGCCCUUUUUGUUGCGUAGAAAGUAACGGGAGGCACAGCAUAUUGAGAGGUUCUGCAUAUAUAAGUGCACUUUUCUUGCUGUGUGUGUGUGCACUUGGGGUUAUACCACUCCCCCCAUCUGUGCCCCUCUCCACACCGCACCCCCCACCUUUGUGCGUGUGUUGGUGUCAGAUACCACACCCCCACCUUUGUGCGUGUAUAUGAUGGCAGAUCAACAGCCAGAGGCAGCUCAUGCAAUGGGCAAAACAGCCGUGCAAGGCUCCAUCACAUCACAAGUCUACUAAACACAAGCAACCCAGACUCCACUCCAAGGCUGUCGCUAAAACCAAACACUUAUCUAGCCACAGCGCUGCCAAGCGAGCACGAUAUGUGUCUGUCCCAGAUUCAGAGGAUGCUGGCCAACAGAGAUUGACAGCCCUCUUUCAUUUGCCAGCUGGGUCCUCUGAGGACGACUUUGGGGGGGGGGUUCCUAGCCAACCAAUGUUGGAUGGUUUGUCUCAACCCAUGUCAAUGACUAGAGCUCAUACGUCUCACCAGUCUGAUGAGACCCCUGCAAUUCUGCCUCAACAAGGGCAACCACCUCUCCUCCGCCAUGUGCAGCCAGUUCCCUCAGAUCCUCAGAUGGCCGCUGUUGCACCUCUACUGGGGUUGCAGUUGUCUCCGGAAUUUCUUUCACAGUUGCAGGACAUACUGGGCUUCUUCUCACAAGCAUUGUCAUGGUCACAGGCAAAUCCAUUGCUUCAGCAGAGUGCGCAGCGACAAUCUGGCUCUAUGGGUCAUUGCAGCUACAAUGAUGUAGCUCCACCACUCUCACCAAACCCAUUAGAUGUUGCUAGAGGCAGGAUUGGCAAUUAGAUUACCAGUUUGGAGGAUCCUUCGUAUUCUCUUCAAGCCGGGGGAGAUGACUGGAGUGGUGAUUCAGAACUGGAGGAGAAUUUGUCCUAUCGCCUUUUUGAUUUGGCCGACUAUCUUCCCCUUGCUCAUAGAGUUCUGGACACCUUAGGCCUCCAACCUUUACAAACUGAAUCUACCACUUCUCCUGUGAAGGGGGCCAAGGUUUUCAAAUCUCCCAGAUCGGCAGAUCACUACCUUCCUGUGCCAGACCCCAUCGACAAACUGGCCAAGGAAGCACGGGCUCACCCACUGCAAGCUCCAGAGUUCAUGAAUCACCUGAACGUCCCAGGGGUAGAUGAGCCGAUUUCUAGUUUGGUCUCGAGGUCCCUCCUGCCGAAAGAAGGGGACUCACAACUUAAGGAUCCUUCUGAGUGACAGCUAGACUACGUUUUGUGUAAAAAUCAUGAGGCUACCGCCUUUGCUAUUCGGGCCUCUGUUGCAGCUUCCAUCUUUUCAAGAGCUUCUAUGAUGUGGCUGGACGUACUCUUAGAUGACCCUAACCCCGAUCCGGUCAGACUCAGAAAGGGCCUGGUGAAGUUACAGAAGGCUGCAGCGUUUGUGGCUGAUGCCACCUUAGAUGCAACUCAGCUGGGAGUACGGGCCCUAGCUGCACAGGUGGUGGCUCGGUGUACACUUUGGCUCAGACACUGGGAUGCAGAUUCUAUGGCCAGGGUCAACUUGUUGAGGAUCCCUUUCUCUGGGUUGUUACUUUUUGGAGAGGAAGCCCUCAAAGCGGUCUUGGUAGACCGCAAAGAUAAUCGAAAGCCAGUAUUGGCCACAUCCAAAAAGGGUGGUCGCAGGCUGUUCAUUUGCUUCGCUCCAUAUUGCUUGUUUCAGCCCUUUCGAGGUGCACGGCCUGGGGGAUGGGCCACGAUUCUCGAUCUACUGAGCUAUCUCCCCUGCUCACAGAAUGUUCCUAUGCUUUGCCUUUGGCCCCCAUCACUUUCAAUACUGGGCAAUGCCAUUCGGACUCUUGUUGGCCCCGAGAGUACUCACCAAAGUGUCGCUGACCUUGGUGGCUUACCUCUGUCUCCAGGGUGUGCAUAUCUAUCCCUAUUUGGACAAUUUGCUGAUUCGUGCGGGAUCCAGGGACCAGGCCCGCUAUCACGUUUACCAUACCCUCAAGGUUUUGCGCACCCAUGGCUGGCUAGUCAACAUCGACAAAAGUGAACUACAGCCAACUCAGUGACUGCAGCAUCUGGGAGCGAUAUUAGACACCACACAGGCCAUGGUCUUCCUGUCACCAGACCACAUUGUAGCCAUCAGAAAUACGGCACUGCUCCUGUCACGUUGCUCGAGGGCGGAUGUAAUGCUUCUGUCAAAGGCUCUGGGGAUGUUUGUUUCCACCAUUCACAUUGUACCAUGGGCUCGGUAUCAUACUCAACCCCUCCAGUGGGCCUUAUUGCCUUUCCAGCGGGACAUUGCCAUUUCCAACCACUAUGUAAUCCACCUGGAUUACCCGCACUGUGUCUUUCCUUCCGAUGGUGGGCGACGUCUCGAAACCUCAGCAAGGGAACUCUGUUCCGAAAACCAGGUACGACUGUAAUAACUUCAGAUGCCAGCCUGUGGGGCCCACUGCAAUUUCCACUUUGUUCAGGGUGUCGGCUCGGAGGAGGGUCGGUGCAUCAACUAGCUGGAACUGAGAGCUGUCUACCUGGCCCUUCGACAUUUUCAGCCUGUAUUCCUUUUGGACCAUGUAUUGAUUUGGACAGACAACACCUGCGUGAAAUCACACUUGAACAGGCAAGGGGGAACCAGGUCACAUUCCCUCCAGAUGGAAAUGUCCCAACUCUUCAACUGGGCCGAAAUGCAUCUGAAGCCACUGAGGGCAGAACAUCUCAGUGGAGUUUUGAAUGUGACGGCCGACUGGCUCAGCAGACAACAGGUGAUUCCGAGAGAAUGGAAACUGCACCUGGUGGUGUUUGGCCUUCUCCAACAUCGGUUCAGCAUCCUCUUGGUGGAUCUAUUCACUUCCAGUCACAAUUGCCAGCUGCCCCAGUACUUCUCAAGGUAUCUGGAAACCACAGCGGAAUCUGUUGAUGCACUGUUGACACUGUGGCCGGACAGCCUGCUGUACGCCUUUUCCCCGAUACCACUACUGGGCAGGAUGCUGAGAAAGCUGCAAUGCGAAAGGGCCAGACUGGUCCUCAUAGCCCCGUACUGGCCUCGCCGGCUGUGGUUCUCGGACCUGCUCUCUCUGUCAGUAACAGAUCCUUGGAGGCUGCCAGUCAGGCCAGAUCUUUUGUCACAGGGUCCGAUAUGGCACCCGGACCCUGAAUGGCUCAGUCUGACAGCUUGGCAUUUGAACAAGAACAGUUGAUUCAUGCAGGACUCUCUCAGGAGGUUGUUGAUACAAUCCUGGCAUCUAGAAGGCCAUCUACGACUUGCAUCUACCAGAGUACUUGGUUUACCUUUUCCAAAUGGUGUGCGGCCCAUGACGUCCAACCCUCUCAAGCUACUGUGCAACAGGUGUUGCAGUUUCUACAUAGAGGUCUGAAGAUGGGACUUAAAGCAAACACCUUGCGUUGCCAUGCCUCCUCCAUUUCCUCUAUUCUCUCUGUUUCUUCUCCUGGCAUUUCUAUGGGCUCCCACCAGCUUAUCAAAUGCUUUUUGAAGUGAGCUGCUCUACUGUCGCCGGCAGUAUGUCACAGUUUUCCUUCAUGGAGUUUAUCAAAGGUCCUGAAACCCUGCAGUGUCCUCCAUUUGAGCCCCUUAGGUCAGUGCCAUUAUGAUUGUUGUCCUUCAAGGUCCUGUUCCUGGUGGCAGUCACCUUGGCAAGAAGAGUUUCAGAGUUGGGUGCAUUGUCUUCGGCCCACCAUCUCUUUAUCUUCCAUAAGGACUCAGUGGUAUUGCAUCCAGACCCGUCCUUUCGCCCCAAAGUCAAUUCAGCUUUUCACUGCAACCAGGACAUUGUUCUCCCUUCGUACUGUCCAAACCCUGUCCAUCCACUGGAGAAGGCCUGGCACUCGCUAGAUGACCGGAGGACCCUCAAGACCUACCUGUCUCAAACCCAGGACAUGAGAUUAACGGAUUCAUUGUUUGUAUCCUUUCACCCAUGAAUUCUGGGAAAAAAGGUUGCUAGCUCAACUUUUUCUUAUUGGCUGCACACCUGCAUUGCAUUGGCCUAUGAGUCGCUUAAGCUUCCAGUGCCUAGUAAGAUAACGGUGCACUCGAUUAGGUCAGCAGCCACUAUGGCUCCUUUCUCAACCAACAUACCUCUUGCAGAUAUUUGCAGAGCGGCUGUGUGGUCUUCUCCAGAUUCUUUUAUAAAACAUUAUUAGACCGUUACGCCUCUGCCGAUGCCUCUUUUGGGAGGUGUGUUCUGCAACAGGUUCUUUCUGACAAGUAAUCAGUGGGUGGUCCCUCCUUGUUGGGGGCUGCUACCUGAUGGCAUGCUACCUGGGGAAAACGGACCAUUGGUCUCACCUGAAGGAUGGUUCUCCCAGGUAUCAUGCCAUCACGACCCUCCCUGUUGGAAGAUGUCUGUGUAUUUUGUACCACCUUUCAAAUUAUUACUGUUCAGAGUUGUGCUGUUUUUGCACUGUGUAGUACAGUCAAGACCUUUCUAGAUCUGUUAAAAAUGAAUGUAUUUCUGUGUUGUUAUUUGGGACAGUGUCUCUAUUUUCCUUGCUGGUAGGCCUGUUGGCCUUUUGUACUUUCUCAGAUAUCUCACUUUGGCCUCAUUGCAAAUGAACUGGAGUGGGAGGGGCUUGAUGCCCCCGGUCUUGACUUCAAUACAUUCUUGCCUUUGGACGCUAGAUGGCACUAUUACCCAUGUGAUGGUAUGAUACUUGGGAAAACCACCCUUCAGGUGAGACCAAUGGUCCGAUUACAGUUUUGGUAGCUUUGCCUUAUCCUUGCAUACUUUAAAACAGGGAUAGGGAGCCUGUGGCCCUCCAGAUUUUGCUGACCUAUAAUUGCCAACCUCCUUGAGCCCUAAAUAAGGGAUGUUCUCUUUAUAAGGAAGAAUGGCCAGAACCAAUUUAGAGGGCUGCAAUACUAAAUCAGUCUGGAAACUACUGCUUAAUUGGUCCAUCUGUUUUGGUUUCCCAGACUUGGAGUUCAGGUGGACAAGAGUUAACUUAACAAACAGGCAGAUGCUCCAGCAAGUACAGGUGGCUUGCCCAGUACCUCACACUGAACAGAAAACACUGCUUUCAUGGGGCUUCUGCUGACUAGCUGCUUUGAUUUCUCACCCAGUGAAUGAGGGGGAGGGGAUAAGCAGGGAAUCGAUGAGGCGAGCCACUGUCCCCCAGUGUGCCAGCCAGGAAGGUCAUCAGCUAAAGUCCCAAUGCCUCUGCUAUAUGUAGCGUAGUACUGGCCGAAUCUUAAUUUUAAAAGGUUUUUUCCUGGUCAGGGCUCUGAUGCCUGAGAGUUGAACAAGAGUCUCUCUCACUCCAUAAGACAGGAAACAGAACUGGAGUUUGAGGGAGUAGCCCCAGUCUCCUCUUCAGCAAGUUGUCAUGGAGAUUGCCUCCAAGCCCCAGAGGCAGGAACUUCCCACAAAAGUUGGCCUCCUACACUCACCGGGCAGAGAGCAAUACAAAGAGGCCAUACGCAGCAAAUAAAGCUACGUACCAAAUAAUUGUUGCACCAAGGUGGCCAUUUUUAUUUUCUAAAAGAGGAAAAUGUGCAAGAUUUUUUUCCAGAAACAUAAAAAUACUUUGUAAUAAUCUUGCACAAUAUUUGCCUAUUAUUUAGAGACAGAGAGGCUAUCCAGGGCCAAAUGCAUAUCCCAAACAAAAUUUUUCUCCCCCCCACCCCAGUUAUGAUGGCAGCAAAAAGAGGGAAAGAAAUUAAGUAGAUAUGGAGCUAGGGUGGGCAGAGGGGUUUAAACGUCCCCACCCAGCACCCUGAUGGGGAUGCACAUCAUCCGUCCCCAGUCAUCAGAUGAAUCAUUUGAUGAGUGAGGAGGGGGUGAUAACCUCUGCCUCUCAGCUGAUGUACACAGAGCAGGUAACAAGGGAGGCUGUGAGUCUGUGUGUGUCCUGUGUGUGUAUGUGUGCCUGCCUACAUGUUUGAGAGAGUGGGGUGGCUACACCUGCCACUGGCAUGCAGCCCCUGGAGGGUUGGCUAAAGGUGAAUGUGGCCCUCAAGCCAAAAAAGAUUAGUAACUCUGGACUUAGAGGUAUAUCAUUCAGAAUAUUUGUAAACAAAAAUUUCUAAACAGAACAAAUUGCUGCUACUUAACUUACCAAAAAACGACUGAAUAACUAAACUAUUCCUGUAACUACAUUCUAUAUUUAAUUAGGAAGAAUAUAGCCAUGAGCCUAACUCUGCAAAGAGUAGCAAAAGUUUUUGCAGUGUCCCUCCCCUGCCAGUUGGCAAUCAUGCUUUAAGCUAUCAUUUUAUGUAAAAAUGUAUGUAAUAAACAGUGAUGCAAAUGUUUACUCUGAAGAAAAGUUAUGAAGAAUUUCAAUAUGACAUUCUAAAUAUUACAGUAUUUGCAUACUAUCUAAAUUUACAGUUCUGGUGUAUCAAUGUUUUAUACAAAACGUAUAUUUUAAUUCUUAGGAUUCAAUCUAGUGGGAAGGUCUCCUCUAGAAGCCUAAUUAAAGUAAAUCUGAGCUGUGUGAGAGCACAGUUGUGACCGUGCACAGUUCUCAUUCACUUCAAUGGGACAUGCCUGCUGGUUUCUGCCCUAUUCUUCUGGACCUGAACAUUCUCUACUUGAAGUAUUUUGUAUCAGUAUUAUGAUAGCCAGCUUUGGAAGUGUAUACAGGUAGCAUUGUUUUUGCCAAAUUGUUGACCUUUAAAAGGAGUAACUGAAAAUUAAUUUCAACAUUUCUGUGUUGUCAUAUGUUGUGGGAAGUGUUUUUGUUUUCUUAUAAAAGAAAAAGUCCUGCAAUGCAAUAUGAAAACUUCUAUUUUAAUAAAAUAAUUUUUAUUUUCU